AUGCUAAAGAAGAAAGAAGGUGGAUGGUUAGGAGGAGCAAAUGAAGGAGUUGCAAAAAGCAUUAUUAUUACAAAGAGUGGAAUCAAAUGUAAGACUGAUGAAAAUAUAAAGUUUAAUACAAAAGCAGUUUUCAAGAGAGUAAAAGAUUCAGACUCUUCAAAAAUCAAGAGGAUUUUUAAAGAAGCUGUUAGAAAGAUGUAUGGUAUAGGAUUUUUAUAUAGUGAUUUGAGAGAUCUAAACAUUCUCUAUCAAAUAAAAAAGAUAGAUAAUAAUGAUGAUGUUGAAAUAGAUAUUAAAAUUGUUGAUUAUUAUUGGGUUGGUAGGAUUGAUCAUGCAAUAAUAAGAUAUUUCUUAUAUCUUAAUCCCAAAAUUGAAAGGCAUUAUGAUGCUCACUCUGGAUGUCAAAUUAAGUAG
Messenger RNA from Funneliformis caledonium, 414 nucleotides. NCBI's taxonomy places the organism in Eukaryota, Fungi, Glomeromycota, Glomeromycetes, Glomerales, Glomeraceae. The record is from the annotation of a GenBank genome assembly.